AUGAACCGGGAAAUCAGGAAACGAGAACAUCAGGGACAGCUUGGAGACAGAGGACAGUGGACCAGUAAAACUGAAUAUAUUCUAGUGGUUGCUGGAAAUGUGGUCGGUUUGGGCAACGUGUGGAGAUUUCCUUAUCUCUGCUACAAGAAUGGUGGAGGAGCCUUCCUGGUGCCGUAUUGUCUGUUAGCUGUGGUGGUUGGGAUUCCUCUGUUCCUGCUGGAGACUGCAAUGGGUCAGUACACACAGGAAGGAUUUAUCACCAGUUGGAAAAAACUGUGCCCACUGGCACAAGGGAUUGGAUAUGGAUAUUUCAUGAUGAAAGUUUAUGACUUCAGCUACAUAUUAGUCCAGGUGUGGGCUCUCUUCUACCUGGUGUUCUCUUUCCGAUCUGAACUGCCAUGGGCCAACUGUGACAACACCUGGAACACAGUGAGUCAGACCAACGCCACCUCUGCUGCAACUGAGUUCUGGGAACGCCGGGUGUUGGCCAUGUCUGGAGGUAUUGAAGAGCUGGGCAGUGUUCGGUGGGAGCUGGCUCUGUGUCUACUGGCCAGCUGGGUCGGCUGCUAUUUCUGUAUUUGGAAAGGAGUCCGAUCUUCUGGGAAGGUGGCAUACUUCACAGCCACGUUCCCUUAUGUGAUGCUGUUGAUACUCCUCAUCAGAGGCCUAACUCUGCCUGGAGCCUGGGAUGGCAUUUAUUUUUACCUGUAUCCAGAGUUGGAGAAGCUGGCUGACCUGGAGGUCUGGUUAGAGGCGGGUUCUCAAAUAUUUUUCUCCUACAGCCUGACUAUUGGGACACUGAAUGUUUUAGGCAGCUAUUGUGAGUACAACAACAACUGUUACAAGGACUGCUUUUGGCUGUGUCUGCUGAACAGCGCCACCAGUUUUGUCGCCGGAUUCGUCGUCUUCUCCGUUCUUGGAUUCAUGGCUCAGAAACAGGGUGUGAGCGUCAGAAAUGUGACCGAGUCAGGUCCUGGUUUGGCCUUCAUCGCUUACCCUCAAGCAACAGCAAUGAUGCCUCUGCCACAGCUCUGGACCGUCUGUUUCUUCCUGAUGCUCAUCCUUUUGACGGUCGACACACAUUUUGUGACGGUCGAGAGCGUCAUCACCUCCGUGAGCGACUUGUAUCCGAAGCUGUUUCACGCGACGGGACGACACGAGAUCUUCGUCCUUGUCGUCUGUGCCUCGUUUUUUCUCCUUCAUCUGACCAUGGUCACUGAGGGAGGCAUUUAUGUCUUCCAGCUGAUUGACUAUUAUGGUUGUACCAGAGCCUGUCAGGACUUCAUGGCUGUAUGCCAGUGUGUGGCCAUAGCCUGGAUCUUUGGCGGUGACCACUUUUGUAACAUCAUCAAGGACAUGGCGGGACAGAGGCCUUGUCUUCUGUUUAAAGUGUGUUGGAAAUACAUCGUCCCUCUGCUGUCGCUGGUGUCCUUUUUCUUGUACCUGGUCGAUUACAAACACCUGAAGAUUAACGAUCACUACAUAUACCCUGACUGGGCGUAUGCACUGGGAUGGACUAUGACUCUGUCCUCUGUCCUCAUGGUGCCACUUUGGGCAGGUGGACAAAUGUGUCUGACAAAGGGAACCUUUGUACAGCGUCUGUCCAUCCUUUGUCGUCCUGUGAAACCUCCAGCCCGUCAUACAGAAAACUGCAAACUGGACGAGCAGGCAACAGUUGAACUUAAUAUGACCUGUGAAGCUACAUGAACACACUUGUCCCUCAAAUACUGCACAUUCAUAUCUGCUGUCUUAUUUUAUAUUUUGUUUUGAAACGUGUCGUUUGUCCACAUUUUCAGGUUUAGAGGAACGUAAGUCUGGAUGUAAAAAAAACAGAUCAGUAUCCCGUUAGAACGUCAAAGUUUAUCGUUUCACAUCAUCACAUGAUCAUUUGGUUUAAACAUGAUUCUUUCACAUUACAAUGUAAAAUCCUAAAGUGAUGCAUUUCACGUUAGAACAUCAAAACAGGGUUCCCACGCGUUGGUUGACAUCAAAAUUCAAAGAUUUUCAAGGACUUUCCAGGACCAAUUCCCUCAAAUCCAAAGAGCGAAAGUACUGCCACAGGUUAAGACAGGACAACUUCAUCCAAUUCGUCCACUUCCUUUCAACAAAAUUCAAGCACAAGGGCCUUGAAUUUGUUUUUUUUUUAAUUUACAAACUUUCAAGGAUUUCCAGGACCCGUGAGAACCCCGUAUAAAGUUUAUUUUAAACGCUAUAACAUGAGGUUUAUUACAUAAGCUUGUGAAACACAUCACGUGAUAUUGAUCUUUUUUUAGUGGCAGGAACAUGCUGCCGUAGGAUGUAUGACACAAAAACCAAACGAGAUGUAACAUCAAAUAUAAUCACAGUAUUACAACUCUUAAACAAAGGCGCAAAUACAGUUUUCAACCAUGUUUAUUGAGUAUUCAUAUUUUCGAGUGCUUGGGAAAUUAAAAUGUUUGCCACCA
This is a messenger RNA of Solea senegalensis (Senegalese sole), 2444 nucleotides long. RefSeq names its product sodium- and chloride-dependent GABA transporter 3-like. The record is from RefSeq and is a predicted model, not a curated record. NCBI's taxonomy places the organism in Eukaryota, Metazoa, Chordata, Actinopteri, Pleuronectiformes, Soleidae. The coding region runs from base 1 to 1707 and encodes 568 amino acids. Gene Ontology annotation, cellular component: membrane. Gene Ontology annotation, biological process: sodium ion transmembrane transport. The transcript is spliced from 14 exons.